AUGUCGCGCAUCAACACCGAGGGCAUCCGCCAACGACCCCUGCCUGCCUCACACAAUCCCGAAGCAACCGAAGACGCCGAAGUCAAUCUCACCUCCCCAAAAGACUACCUGAGCGAGAAAGAUCACCCUGCAGGCCCAGUCAAGCAUGGCCCUCCUAUGCAAUAUUUUCGCAUCGCCGUCUUUGCCGUCUUCUUCUUCAUUGCUGCCCUAGGCAUCCAUUCCGCCCAGCUCCUAGGAGCUCCCCUCUACUUUUACAACAAAGAUUACUUUUACGCCUGGCAAGCCGUGUGUAAACAAUACUUCGCCCUCGUCCUCAUCACAGGAACCUACCUCUUCGCUCCCACCGUCAUCCGCAUCUCCGGUGAUGCCAGUGUUGCUGGUCAGCUGCGCCAAUUCCCUGACGGCCGUCUCGAAUGCGAUUUCCCCGAGCGCAUGGUCUUGAUCGCCAAUCAUCAGAUCUACACCGACUGGACCUAUCUAUGGUGGGUCAGCUACACAGCUGCCUGUCACGGUCACAUCUACAUCAUCCUGAAAGAGAGCCUGAAAUACAUUCCUAUGAUUGGACCUGGCAUGAUGUUCUACAACUUCAUCUUCAUGAGUAGGAAAUGGGCAAAGGAUCAACCUCGCCUGAAACACCGACUCCAAAAGCUGUCGACCAGACAUACAGGCCCCAUGACCGGACGGAAAGACAAAAGCGGCUUGGAUCCAGCUUGGCUGUUGCUAUUCCCCGAAGGCACGAAUCUAAGUCCAAACACAAGAAACUCGUCAAAGAGAUGGAGCGAAAAGAGCGGCAUCCCAGAUAUGAAACACCAACUACUUCCCAGAAGCACUGGUCUACAUUUCUGUCUCGAAGAAUUGAAGGAUGGAGUAGAUUGGCUCUACGACUGCACAAUCGCCUACGAAGGCGUCCCUCGCGGCAGCUACGGCGGUCAACUAUACACCCUCCGCAGCGUAUACUUCCAAGGCCGCGCUCCAAAAUCAGUAAAUAUGCACUGGCGUCGUUUCCGCAUCGCAGAUAUUCCCUUGCAUUCGAAAGAAGAAACGGAAGAAUGGUUGCUUCAAAGAUGGAGGGAGAAGGAUGAUUUGAUAGAGUAUUAUCUCGAGCAUGGACGGUUCCCUGCUGAUCCUGCUGCUGUGGAUCCUGUGGAUAAACCGGAGGAUGAGAGGAAACAUGCCAAGUAUAUCGAGACGGAGGUUAGACCCAAGUCUGCUUGGGAGCCGUUGCAGUUGUUUGCGCCAUUGCUUUCGGCGUAUUUGUUGUGUAAUAUCCUCAUCAAGCUGAUCAAUCUGGUCUUGACUGGGAGAUUGAGCUCGGAUUAG
This is a messenger RNA of Aureobasidium pullulans EXF-150, 1320 nucleotides long. Its product is annotated as acyltransferase-domain-containing protein. Gene Ontology annotation, molecular function: acyltransferase activity. The coding region runs from base 1 to 1320 and encodes 439 amino acids. NCBI's taxonomy places the organism in Eukaryota, Fungi, Ascomycota, Dothideomycetes, Dothideales, Saccotheciaceae. The record is from RefSeq and is a predicted model, not a curated record. The transcript has a single exon. Gene Ontology annotation, cellular component: endomembrane system.